Messenger RNA from Topomyia yanbarensis, 990 nucleotides. RefSeq lists its product as uncharacterized. The record is from RefSeq and is a predicted model, not a curated record. Lineage: Eukaryota; Metazoa; Arthropoda; Insecta; Diptera; Culicidae. The transcript is spliced from 3 exons. The coding region runs from base 1 to 990 and encodes 329 amino acids.
AUGAACCAAUUUUCGCCGUACAGUGAGGAGGAUGAUCACAAAGAAGAAGCUCGAAUUACCGACAAACAGCUGAUCGUGAUGGCGAAAGCCAUAAAAGUGAAGCGAUACAUGAGAACCAGGAUAUGUUCAGAACGAUUCGAUAACUGGAAGCAACAGAAGCUGAUGUUCAGUUGUUUUGGACAUCGUGAAGGCUACUGCAACAGUUCAAAAAAGUCACAACGUUCAUCGAGAAAGGGUAAGCAUUCGGUGGCCAGCAAAAUGGUCGUCGUUAAUGUGUGCAACGUGCAGAAGCGGAGGAGAUUCGUUUCCGUUGCCCUUGAUGGAACACAGGUUCGUCUUCAGUUGGACACGGCUUCCGAUAUUACCGUCAUCAGCCAGCAGAUCUGGAAGAAAAUUGGCAGCCCAAGGUUGUCACCAGCAACAGUAAAAGCCAAGGCAGCAUCUGGAAACAUUUUGCCACUUGAUGAAUGGGCAGCGCCGAUCGUCGUAGUGCGCAAAGCAAAUGGCAACAUUCGAAUUUGCGGAGACUAUUCAACAGGUCUAAACUCCACUUUGCAACCUCAUCAGUAUCCACUGCCACUCCCGGAAUACAUCUUUGCCAAGCUGACUAACUGCAAAAUAUUCAGCCAGAUUGAUCUUUCGGACGCUUUUCUACAGGUGGAAAUCGACGAACAGUACCGUCAUUUGCUGACAAUUAACACACACCGUGGUCUUUACCACUACAACCGCCUUCCACCUGGUGUAAAGGUAGCACCUGGUGCUUUUCAGCAGCUCAUCGAUACCAUGCUAGCCGGCCUUAAGGGCACUUCUGGUUAUCUCGAUGACGUCAUCGUUGGCGGUGAAACACAAGAGGAGCACGACCGUAAUUUGGAAGCAGUUCUUCAGCGGAUUCAGGAUUUUGGUUUUACCAUCAGAGCCGAAAAGUGCAGCUUCAGUAAGCAACAGAUACGCUAUUUGGGCCAUAUAUUCGACCGACGUGGUAAAUCCUGA